Mytilinidion resinicola is the source of this 477-nucleotide messenger RNA. RefSeq names its product RNA-binding domain-containing protein. Gene Ontology annotation, molecular function: mRNA binding. NCBI's taxonomy places the organism in Eukaryota, Fungi, Ascomycota, Dothideomycetes, Mytilinidiales, Mytilinidiaceae. The transcript has 2 exons. The coding region runs from base 1 to 477 and encodes 158 amino acids. Gene Ontology annotation, cellular component: nucleus; exon-exon junction complex; cytoplasm. The record is from RefSeq and is a predicted model, not a curated record. Gene Ontology annotation, biological process: RNA splicing.
AUGGCGGACGUAGAAAUGGAUGUCGACCCGCCGCAGCAGGCAGCCUCCCCCGAAGCCAAACCCGCCGGUGAAACGCGCACUCAAGCCGGCGCUGUCGCAGUCCGUUCGAUCGAGGGAUGGAUCAUCAUGGUCACCAAUGUGCACGAAGAAGCGAGCGAGGAGGAUCUGACGGAUCUGUUUGGAGAAUACGGCGAGAUCAAGAACAUUCACCUGAAUCUGGACAGGAGGACGGGCUAUGUCAAGGGCUACGUUCUCAUCGAAUAUCCCACCCUCGCAGAGGCGAAAGCUGCUAUUGAAGGCGCGAACGGACAGAAGCUCCUGGACCAGACUCUUGCGGUUGACUUCGCAUUCGUACGGCCACCUCCCGGAAAAGGACAAGCAGGUAGAGGCGGACGAGGUGGUGCGGCGAGGGGUGGAGGUGGAGGGAGAGCGAGGAGCAGGAGUCCAGGCGAGGGACGAGAUGACAGGGACGACUGA